Drosophila obscura is the source of this 3205-nucleotide messenger RNA. RefSeq names its product thyrotropin-releasing hormone-degrading ectoenzyme. Gene Ontology annotation, cellular component: cytoplasm. The record is from RefSeq and is a predicted model, not a curated record. Lineage: Eukaryota; Metazoa; Arthropoda; Insecta; Diptera; Drosophilidae. Gene Ontology annotation, molecular function: metalloaminopeptidase activity; peptide binding; zinc ion binding. The transcript is spliced from 4 exons. The coding region runs from base 162 to 2309 and encodes 715 amino acids. Gene Ontology annotation, biological process: proteolysis; peptide catabolic process.
CAUACGUAUUUAAGUUUCAAGGUAUCAAAUUGUUGAUCAAAUUUCUGUUUGUUUCGAGUUUUUAAAAUUGUUUCAGUAUUCUUGCGACGUCCCGCCCAAAGUUGAGGACAACUGUUGGAGCUGUUGUGUUCGAUAGUUUUGAUGUAUACCCGAAGUCGGCAAUGUCGAUAUGGCUAUCUGGUGUUCCCCGAAUUGGCAAACCCAAUGUCGCAAUCUGUUACCUGAUGCUCCUGCUGGCCCUCACUCUACGUGCUGAGGCUGUGAAGACCAUGUACUACGACAGUCCCCGGUUGCCAACGUCGCUGGUGCCCUUUCACUACGAAUUGAACUUGACAACCCACCUGGAGAACUCGUACACGACCAACUUCGCCUACGAGGGCACUGUGAACAUAUCCUUCUUUGUCCACAAGUCCACAGAUGUGGUGGUGCUCCACGCCAAUGAACUCAGCAUUAAACUGUCCAAAACUGAGCUUCAGGAAUGGUACUCGCUGCAAAAAUACCCCAUUCUGGAGUUCAACUUCAACAGAAAGCUGGACUAUCUCAUAAUGAAGGCAGAGAGGUUCCUGAAGCAGGGUAGGCACUACAGUCUGAGUAUCGAGUUCGGACGACCAAUGUCCGAGAGCAAAAGAGAGGGCUACUUUUUGGCCUACUCCACGGAUGUGAUGUCCCAGCAAAAGAGCUGGUACUCCCUCACCCACUUUGAACCUCGCUCCAUGAGGUACACCAUGCCCUGCUUCGACGAGCCCGCCCUGAAGGCCACCUUCAAUGUGACCCUGGGCCACCACAAGCGCUUCCAGAGCUUCAGCAACAUGAAAGUUAUAUCAGUGUUGGCCCACAAUGAAAUGAAGGACUACGUGUGGUCGGUUCACGAGACGACGCCACUGAUGUCGAACUAUUUGCUGGCCUUCUCCAUCAACAACUUUACCUGCACUUUCAGCCAGACUGGCGGCCCGAGUCCCGUCCUGUUCCGCACCUGCGCCAGGUCCAGCGACCUCCUACUCACAUCCUUUGCCUCCCAAACGGCUCCUCUGUUCCUCGAAUACUUUGAGGAACUGCUCGAGAUGGAGCUCCCCUUGAGCAAAAUCGAUCAGUUGGCGGUGGAAAACUAUCACACCGAUGCCAUGGAGAACUGGGGCCUAGUGGUCUACUCCAGCGAGUUGAUACUGCAAACCGACGAGUCUGACCACUCGGAGCCGUCUCGUAUCAGGCUGCAGGCCCUUCAGGCAAUCUCCCAUGAAAUGGCUCACAUGUGGUUCGGCAACCUGAUCACCGUCGCCUGGUGGUCAGAUGUCUGGCUGAAGGAGGGCCUCACCGGCUACUUUGAAGUGCUGGGCAUUGAGCAUCUGUAUCCGAGACUUGGUCGCAGGAUUCUGGCCAAGUAUCGCGAAAUGACCCUGAUGCACGAGACGGAGAGCGGUGGCAUCUUCAUAUCCACCAGGGAUACACAGGCGAACGCCUCCAAGCCAUACGUGUACCAGAAGGCGACGUCCGUGCUGCACAUGGCGGAGGGCAUGGUGGGAAAUGCGACCUUCCACAAUGGCAUCCAUCGGUACCUGUACCAGUACGCAUUCGCAAGCAGCACCGCGGAUCAGUUCCUGUAUAGCAUUCAGGAGGGCAGUGACCGGGCCAACUCCCUGCCCGAGUUCGCUGACGUCAAGGCCAUCAUGGACACGUGGAUCCUGCAGAACGGCUAUCCGGUGCUGAAUGUGAUAAGGAAUACCAGCCUGGUGCUCAUCCAGAACCACUUCUCCUUCAACGAGUCCCGCAAGGAGAGCUGGUGGAUUCCCCUGACAUACACCACCCAGAGCGAGCGCAACUUCAGCGACACCAGACCGAAGGCCUUCCUUCCGGCCAACAGUCCGCCGUUCAACCUGUACGUCUUCGUUCCCGAGCACGACUGGAUCAUCUUCAACAUCCAGGCCAUGGGCUACUACAGGGUUAACUACGACGAGAUGAACUGGAACCUGAUUGCCGAAGCUCUGUCGAAGGACCACCAAAGCAUUCACGUGCUGAAUCGGGCUCAGAUUGUGAGCGAUGCUCUGUUUCUGUGGAACAACAAGCGGAUCAGUUGGUCGACCGCGCUGAAUGUCCUCAAGUACAUCGUCGACGAGGACGAGUUCGAGCCGCUGAUGGCAUUGGUCGUGGGAGUGACCAACGGCUUCUGGGGCGUGUCGCCGGAGAGUUCCAUGGACAUAGCGAAAUGGCUGAGCAAUGCUGGAAAGUGGUACGCAGAGUUCAUCAAUUACACGUUCGACCAGUUGGUGUUCAUCGGGAAUAAUCUGGAGUCCGCACCCCCGGAAGAAGACUAACCACAGGCAACGGGAGACCAUUCAGGAACCGCAGAAUAAUGGGCAUGGCCAGCCAUCCCAUCCGCCUCCCAUUCUGCUGCUCCGCCGCAUCUCUUUGUUGGGGUGAUGGAGAGAGGGGGCGAAAUGAAACCGCCAUCAAUGAACCGCAAUUGUAUUUGUUUGCAAAUAACUGAGCGUUAUCUGAGACUAUUUAUCUUUAUCUACAAUAACAAAAACAGCAACAAGAACACAAGCCAGGCAAGGCAGGGCAAGGCCAGGGCAACAGCAGUGGCUCGUGCUUCUGCUCUUGCUGCAGAACAAUGGCAAAGGACACCGCCACAGUAGCCAGAAAGGAGGAGGCGGCAAGGAGCUCUUUUACAGCCCUGGGAGUGCCAAGGCGCCAACUGAAAUAAUGAUGCAGGCGAAAUAACAAUAAAAGCGGAGCUCGCAGGAGUGGAACCGAAGAUGGGAGACCAAAAGUAAAGGACAAUAUCGAUGCUCCUUUUCCGCAUAACGGCCGGCGGUAAAGACAAUGCCAGACCCCUAACACUGCAGACAGGAUGCGGAUGCAAUGGACUCCACUCCACUCCACUCUGCUCCACUCCACUCCACUUCCCUAUCUCACCAGCUCCAGCCACUUGGUCGAAUGGUCGACAGCCUUAAGUGCAACGCGAGGACAGCUUUAAGGCCGCCUUAAGACCCAAACCCAAAAACUUCCCUGAAUGUAUUCACAUGUUUCGAUUCGUUCGCCCACUUUCCCAUGUUGCUCUGCAACAGUUUAAUAAUAAUAAGCCAAGAAAAGGAAAAGGAAUAAGCAAAGCAUGUUUUACGCAUAAUGAAAUUUAACCCACAGCCAGGGGGAAGGCCAGCGCUCGGUCGGAAGUUGAAUCCGCCUAAAACCAUGCAAAUUAAAUUUA